UUCCCUUUAAUGAACAAUCAAGUAACACAGAGAAACAAUAGGCAUGUUAACUCUUGAGAAUAAACAGGUGAAAAUAAAAGCUAAUUCCCGACAGAGUCUGGGUUUCUCAAUAUGUAUCAACAGGGAAAUUUCCAAAGUGCAGGCAAUAAUAAAGUUUGCCCCGUCAUUGACCCUAGCACCCACUUUGACAGGAUCGCCUUGAAGAAGCGCCCCUUUACUGGGAUGGUCCUCAGGACGAGGGUCAAAAGCUGCCCCUGCUGGACGUGAAGGAGGUGUGAAUCGUCUGGUUGCCCAGACUGAAGGUGGCACCUCGGUCCCCGCCAACCUCAGUGACCAGGCCUGGAGGAGCUCCGUUUCUCUGCCGUCCUCUGCUCGGAGCCGACCUCUCGCAGACUGUUCUCUUGAACCUUACUUUACUUUCACAAAGCCUCCGGCUGGAUUUCCAUGUGAGGCUUUAAGUUUUCUUCGGCGGACAAGGGGCACAAGAACCAGGGCUGGGCGUCAGCUCCCCGCUCGCGCGGCCGCCGGGUGGGUCACGAAGGCGCCCGUCCCGGGAGACGUGCGCCCCUGCGGCGCUCCGGGCCUGCGUCGCCUCCGCAGGUGUCUGACCACCCAGACUGCGCUGAGUGCAAGCUGCUUCUAGAAGAAAGCGUGCGGCUAGCGCGGCGGGCAGACUACAGAACUGCCCCCACCGCUCACGGGUUACCUGUCAGUUUCAAAAUUACGAAGAGAAUCGGCAGGCCUACCAGCCCUGGGAGCGUGCCCGCCGCAGAACGGGCUCCGGCCGCCGGCCCCAGCAACUGCCGCCGACGCACGCCGGAAGUCCCUCGCAUCGCGGCCGGCAGUGGGCACGCGUCAUGACGUCACUGGGAAGCGUUGGAGGCGCGCCCUCGCGGCGUCUGCUGGGAGUUGUGGUCCGCCCUCGGUGGGUAGAUCCAGCCUCCCGGGACCAGGCCGGAAGUGGCUGUUCCAGCCUAGAGGCGUGAAAAAGGUAUGUCUUCUCCAGACGACCCCCUUCUCGAUGGGGAAUGUACCCUACUCCCAUCAGCCAGUUUUCAGGAAUCGGUGACCUUCAAGGAUGUGGUAGUGGACUUUACCCAAGAAGAAUGGAAACAGCUGGACCCUGUACAGAGAGAUUUGUUCAGGGAUGUGACGCUGGAAAAUUAUACACAUCUGGUCUCCAUAGGACUCCAAGUUUCCAAACCUGAUGUGAUUUCCCAGCUAGAGCAAGGGACAGAGCCAUGGACUGUGGAACCAUUGUGUCCCCUUGGAGAAGGGGAGACAAGACCUGAAGAUAGUGUUCCCCGCCCAGAACUGGGCAUCUCUGAAGAAGAGCUGUCUUCAGAGGUGAUAGUGGGAACAUACAGAAGGGAAGAUAUUUGGAGUUCCCAUGUCUUGGAGUCUCAGGAAUCUGGAUGCAAUAUAGAGAGGCAGCAACCAAACCAACAAACACCACCAAGUGAAGUAGAAGUGGUCAAAAAAAUAGUACCCACCUGGGAGGGAGGCCCUGCCAUGAACGAACUUGAAAAAAGCAUCAUUGUGAGUUCAAGCCUUUUAGCUCAGCAGGAAAUAUCUCCAGGACAGGCUUCUGCUAAAGUAAGCAUCAAACAGAAUUCACACACAGUGAAAAAAGAGAAGUCCUGUAAGUGCAGUGAAUGUGGUAAAGCUUUUAGUUAUUGUUCUGCUCUUAUCCGCCAUCAGCGAACACAUACUGGAGAAAAGCCUUACAAAUGUAAUGAAUGUGAAAAGGCCUUCAGCCGGAGUGAAAACCUUAUAAACCAUCAGAGAAUUCACACUGGAGAUAAGCCAUACAAAUGCGAUCAGUGUGGAAAAGGCUUCAUUGAGGGCCCCUCUCUUACUCAGCAUCAAAGAAUACACACCGGAGAAAAGCCCUAUAAAUGUGAGGAGUGUGGGAAGGCCUUUAGUCAGAGGACACAUCUUGUUCAGCAUCAGAGGAUCCACACCGGUGAGAAGCCUUACACUUGUAAUGAUUGUGGAAAAGCUUUUAGCCAGAGAGGUCAUUUCAUGGAACAUCAGAAAAUUCACACAGGAGAGAAGCCUUUCAAAUGUGAGGAGUGUGAUAAGACUUUCACCAGGAGCACACACCUCACUCAACAUCAGAAAAUUCACACCGGAGAGAAAACCUACAAGUGUAAUGAAUGUGGCAAGGCCUUCAACGGGCCCUCGACCUUCAUCCGUCACCACAUGAUUCACACGGGCGAGAAGCCCUAUGAGUGCAACGAGUGUGGCAAGGCCUUCAGCCAGCACUCGAACCUCACCCAGCACCAGAAGACACACACCGGCGAGAAGCCCUACGACUGCGCAGAGUGCGGGAAGGCCUUCAGCUACUGGUCAUCCCUGGCGCAGCAUCUCAAGAUCCACACUGGGGAGAAGCCCUACAAGUGCAGUGAGUGCGGAAAGGCCUUCAGUUACUGCUCGUCCCUUACGCAGCACCGCAGAAUCCACACCAGAGAAAAGCCCUUUGAGUGUAGCGAGUGUGGAAAGGCUUUCAGUUACCUCUCCAACCUCAAUCAGCAUCAGAAAACUCACACCCAGGAGAAAGCCUAUGAGUGUAAGGAAUGUGGGAAAGCCUUCAUUCGGAGCUCAUCUCUUGCCAAGCACGAAAGGAUUCAUACCGGGGAGAAACCCUAUCAGUGUCACGAAUGUGGGAAAACCUUCAGCUACGGCUCAUCCCUCAUCCAGCACAGGAAGAUCCACACUGGAGAGAGACCGUACAAGUGUAACGAAUGUGGGAGAGCCUUCAACCAGAAUAUCCACCUCACACAGCAUAAGAGGAUCCACACAGGAGUGAAGCCUUAUGUGUGUCCCGCGUGUGGGAAGGCCUUUCGGCAUUGCUCCUCUCUCGCACAGCACCAGAAAACUCAUACGGAAGAAAAGCCCUACCAGUGCAAUAAGUGUGAGAAGACGUUCAGCCAGAGCUCCCACCUGACUCAGCACCAGCGCAUUCACACUGGAGAGAAGCCCUAUAAGUGCAGUGCAUGUGACAAAGCCUUCAGCCGCAGCACUCACCUGACAGAACACCAGAACACGCAUUCCGGAGAGAAGCCUUACAACUGCAGCGAGUGCAGGAAGACCUUCAGCCAGAGCACUUACCUGACUCAGCAUCAGAGAAUACAUUCAGGGGAGAAGCCUUUUGGCUGUAGCGACUGUGGGAAAGCCUUCAGGUAUCGUUCAGCUCUCACCAAGCACCAGAGACUGCACCCUGGCAUCUGACCGUCCUGGAAGCAUCGUGGGUGUAGGUGCUGCCUGUGCUUGGGUUGGUACUUUUGUUACGUACUGAAGAAUCAGUAGACAGGAACUACUCAAGCAUUUGAACUUUUCACUACUGUGAUAAGGGAUGGAAAGUACACUGGCUGAACCCCUGUGGCAGUGGGAAGCUCAAGUGUUUUAAACUUUAGUUUCCUCUGUGGAAUCAGAGUUUGGGAGUUGAUGAUUUCAGAGGCAGUGAGGAGUUUUAUACGCAGUUUUGUAUAUUUACAGUAUAUUCUUAAAUAGUUUGUGCAUCAGGCUUUUGUGUGGUGCAUCUAGAAUGUGUAUGUUCAUGCAUGUUUUGCCAGUAGAAGGAAUUCGUGCUUCAGUCACGAGGGAUCUGUUACUAAUGCACUAAGUUGCUUAGGUUAUUGGUUUCUAAUAAAAAGAACUACAAAGGACCCUCAGUUCAGAUGUAUGUGACAGCCUAACUCCACUUGCGUAUUAAAACUUGGUAGUCAGGUGCGUGCUCUGCCCCUGUAGUCCCAGCUACCCAAGAGUCUGAGCCCAGGAGUUCAACACCAGAUUGGACAACAUAGUAGGAUCCCAACUCAAAAAAACAAAAAGGUACUCUUGGAUCAGACUCGGCGCCAAGAAUGUGUGAUCACCUCCUAUCUCAGUCACACUCCUGCAGAAGURACC
Molecule: messenger RNA, 3912 nt
Organism: Urocitellus parryii (Arctic ground squirrel)
Lineage: Eukaryota; Metazoa; Chordata; Mammalia; Rodentia; Sciuridae
Gene: Znf184
Product: zinc finger protein 184
Biological process (GO): regulation of transcription by RNA polymerase II
Cellular component (GO): nucleus
Molecular function (GO): DNA-binding transcription factor activity, RNA polymerase II-specific; RNA polymerase II cis-regulatory region sequence-specific DNA binding
Source: RefSeq, a predicted model, not a curated record